UUAAAAUGUUGCAGAGGACAGGAUCAAAGAUGGCACUUAUUCCUCUUUUGUUGAUUGUAUUUUCAUUAAAUAGUUGCAGUGGUCAAGUACCGCUGAUUAUGUGGACGAGCGAAGGGUACACUAUGCCACAGUUCCCCCACCCUUCUGCUGGUCAUAUUGUGUCUCGUGGUCAGUUUGUGUCCUACUUGAAUUCUGCGCUGAAAGCCACACCACAAAAUGUGGUGCUUUUUCUUCAGGAUAAGUUAAGUAUAGAUGACUUCACAGUGUACGGAGGAGUGUUUGGAAAUAGAGAAGACAGCGUCUUCUCUAACCUGGAGUCAGCACUGCAGGCUUCCACCUCUCGGCUGGUGCUGCCUGCCUUGGCAUGGCCUGUGACCGCAGCCAUGACUGAAUUGUUUCAGGAGGAGCUUGGUGUCCCAGCUGAACACACAGACCCAGACACCCUGACUGAAGACCAGCUUCACCAAGCAGACCAGUCACUGCUUGUCAUCAGCCUUCCCUACAGCACUGGGGCAGACUCAAAAGAGCGUCUCCGAAAGAAUGAUGCAGUUAUUGGGCAUGUCCUGAGUGUCCUCACAGCUAAAGGAGUACCUUACACUGCUGUUUACACUGGCCACAGACCCUCCACAGUCAUUCAGGAUACGCCCACAUCCUGGGUUGAGAGGUCACCUGGCCGUUCCUUGCUUCAGGUGACAGCAGCGUCCGUCAAACCUCCUGUGACAUUAAACAGCACUGAGGGCAAACCAUGCAUCAUGCUAUGGGCUGAAACACUCAGUGUCAAGUACUCUCAGAACGACUGGUUUGAUUUGGCACCACAUACUUUCAAUGGCACUGUGACUCUGGAUGGCUCGGUCUGUAAUGGAACAGUAUCUCGACUUGUCCUUAAUUACCCAAGUGUGCUGGGCUUCCAGUCUUUCCGUUUAAUAUUUUCCAUGCGUAAGAGCCUUUUCCCGGUGUCUGCCCGUGAGUGGUCCAUCCUGGAGCAGGUGGAGCUAGACUAUGACGGCCAAACGGCUACUUUCCUCAGCGGCCGUGGCAUCUACUCACCUGCCGAGUAUUCCUUUCACUGCCAGAAGGUCAGCAGCAUCAGUGAUCCGCUGCUUGUUCCUCGCACAGCCAGCGACAAUGCCACCUUGUGGAGCCUGUCCUUCACUGAUUUUCAGAUUCAGGGCUUCGGUCUCACAGAUGAAAACUUCAAAUAUGCAAGCGACUGUUCGGGAUUCUUCACACCGGGUAUUUGGAUGGGCCUAGUGACCUCUCUGCUUAUGAUUCUCGUACUCACCUAUGGCUUGCACAUGAUCAUGCAGCUCCGGACCAUGGACCGCUUUGACGACCCAAAAGGCCCUUCCAUCUCCGUGCCGCAGAGCGAGUGAUCCUGAGCUUCUGCCAAGACUGCUGUUAAACGUUUGAAGUAUUUCAGGGACAUUGGAAAUCUGGAUUAUGUAGGUCCUUUGUUGUACUGUAUUUUUUUAAAAAAUGUUGUGCCUCUUUAAAUCUCUACAAGGUGUGUGUGAAACAUGUCUGGUCAUUCAUCAUCAUCAUCAUCAGAUUUUUUUCUUGAUUUCCUGACUGCUUUAAAGCAAAUAUUUCAUUUUAAAUUUGAACAGUUGAUGUCGAGUUGUCUUUCGAAUGAAAUAAUUAACAUUCCUCUUAGUGUCUUGCUUUGCAGCCAUUUGCACUCUGAAUGGGGAAACUAUUUUAGAAUGUGUUUGUCAGAGUAUGCUUGUGAUGCACAAUUCAAAUCUUUAGAUGCCAAAUACACCUUUACCUGUAAGUGUCCUUUAACAUAAUUUAGCUCAUAUUUAUUUAAUAUUUGUAUUUUUCUGAUAAGUUGUGGUCAUUUACUAUGGUCUAUGUGCCUGAAAUGAACUUCUUCUUUGUAGUGGAGUCUGUCACUGUUUGACCUCUGGUUUUGUCUUAUCUUAUUGCUUAGUUAAUGUGCCAGUUUCAUUGCCUAAAAUGAUGAUUUCAUUCAUCUCAUGGUUUUAAAUUACAAAAAUAGUAAAAAAAAAAAAAAAUUCAGUGAGCUUUUUAGAAAUGCGAAAUUUUCACAGAUAACUUUGAAGUAAAUUCUUGUCAUUCAGGAGCACUCUGGUAAGCGUAUACCCACAGGUAUUGUCAUGAGUGGAGCACCAGUGAGGCCAAACUACAUUACACUGGACAGUCUGUUAGUCCUUUAUGCUCAUGGUUGGGCUGAAUUAUCUGUAUAUUUGAAGUGGCAGUAUAAUGGAAAAGGGCUUAGGAUGCAAUAAUGUGACUCCUUAAUUGUGCCUUAGAAAUAUUUUAUUUCAGCAGAGUUUGGUUUAAUCCUCAAUUUACUGUAUUCUG
Messenger RNA from Chanos chanos (milkfish), 2328 nucleotides. It is a transcript of the gene atp6ap1b, whose product is annotated as ATPase H+ transporting accessory protein 1b. Bases 6 to 1373 code for a protein of 455 amino acids. The record is from RefSeq and is a predicted model, not a curated record. The transcript is spliced from 10 exons. NCBI's taxonomy places the organism in Eukaryota, Metazoa, Chordata, Actinopteri, Gonorynchiformes, Chanidae. Gene Ontology annotation, molecular function: ATPase activator activity. Gene Ontology annotation, cellular component: proton-transporting V-type ATPase complex.